AUGUAUGUUUUAUUCAUCAUUUCUGCCUCAGAGACAGGAUUACCACAAUACUUCAGGAGUGCAACUAUCCGCAGGACAGCGGAAUUACUUCUCAAAAGUCUUUUUCUCACAAAAAACUUUUAUUCUCUGUAUCUCUCUCUUUCUUAUUGCGAAGAUGAUAGAUUUGUUUUGGAGUUCGUGAACAAAACAGCUUCAAAUUCUUUAUUCAUGUUCCUCUUCUGUAACUUCAUCAUCAUCUUAAUCAUACUGGGCAACUCUAAAUCGGGUUCCGAAGACGUGUCAAACUCCAGUGCGCAGCAAUCCAUGUUGAUAUCGAGUCUUUCUUCCAAAUCCGAUUUUGAGAAAUCCAAGCUUAGUCUCACCUCGAAGUCCCGUUCACAAGAAUACGAGCUUAUGUCUGAGUCGUUUCUCUCCUCCAAACACACCGGUUCUGAUCAAUCGUUGACCUGCAAAUCUGGUUUGCGAAUAAUGUCUUCUAGGUUGCAACUCGGUUCAGACUUUUCAGAGAAGGACGAGAAGGGAUAA
Messenger RNA from Brassica napus (rape), 525 nucleotides. RefSeq lists its product as uncharacterized. The transcript is spliced from 2 exons. The record is from RefSeq and is a predicted model, not a curated record. Lineage: Eukaryota; Viridiplantae; Streptophyta; Magnoliopsida; Brassicales; Brassicaceae. Bases 1 to 525 code for a protein of 174 amino acids.